Molecule: messenger RNA, 9661 nt
Organism: Rhagoletis pomonella (apple maggot)
Lineage: Eukaryota; Metazoa; Arthropoda; Insecta; Diptera; Tephritidae
Product: cAMP-specific 3',5'-cyclic phosphodiesterase-like
Exons: 13
Coding region: 913-4236 (1107 amino acids)
Biological process (GO): signal transduction
Cellular component (GO): cytosol; nucleus; perinuclear region of cytoplasm
Molecular function (GO): 3',5'-cyclic-AMP phosphodiesterase activity
Source: RefSeq, a predicted model, not a curated record
CACAACUUCGUGCGGUUCGUGAUUUUCAACGUCUCGAGUUCUCGAUGUCGCGACGACGUUCGCGUGAUGAGACAAAUAAGAUUUUUAAGCUAUUUAAUAUUUUGCAGCGAUUGUAGCGUUUAAAAAAUUAUAUAUUUCUUGCAAAUCGGCAGAGUAAAUGCUUAAUAUUAGUGGACGAUAGUGAUAAGUGCCAGUAAUACGCGUGCGUGUGACGAACUGACAAAUGAAAAGGUGGACGACGUUGCGUUAGAUAAACGAAGAAAAAAAAAUUCCAUUUUAAAUGAAAAUGUGCGACAGAAAAAUUUGCUAUAGCCAUUGGCAUUGAGUGAGACAACGAGCGCGGUGCGGAGCGGUGCGGAACGGUGCUAAAAUAGUGAGCCAAAGAAGCGCACAUGUAAGAAGGCAAAGCAAUGCUAAAAAGCCAGGCAAAGGUAUGCGACGGUGCUGACAGCUAAAACAAAAGUGAAAAAACGGCGAAAGAAAAAAAUUUGCUAUCAGCCGUCAGAAGCACAGGCAGCAAGUGUGGCGUGAGGGUGAUCAGCACUCAGUCAACCACCCAACCAAACGUAGUGACGAUAAUAAUUGAUUAGAUAAAUUCGCAAAAUAAAAGAAAAAUUAUUUUACGAAACUACCCAGAUGUGAAAGCAGAAAGCGCGAGGGAAGGCAGCAUAAAAAGCAGCGUAGAAAAAAAGCAAUAAGUCGGCGAGUGAGGGCCUUAUGUAACCUUUUUACCAUUAAGCAGUGAAGUGAAUCAACACAAGUGAGGAACAUUGCAAUACAACUUUGAUAUCCCUAAACAAUACCCUAAAACGAUAGCCUAAAACAAUAAAGAAAACACAAUAACAGGAAAACAAAACAAAAAUAAUAUUCUCCAAGUAGUGACUAGUGAUAACGAAAAAUGCUCCAACGGCUAUGAUUGCCACACUAUUCAUCUUCUUUGCAUUUAUACGUGCGUUUCCCUGGCGGAGACGCCGACCACGUCCAAUAAUACUCCCACCAGCUGCAACGCCGCAAUCGCCAGUCCCUUUGCAAUCAACGGCAACCAGCCCAACACAAUCCCACCCAUCAGCAGCAACAACAAGUGUGCCAACAACAACACCUCCACCAAACGAAUACAGUGCAAAAUCAUCGACGUUAACAACGCUCACGAACGGUACUGCAGUGGCGAAUGAACAGCAUGAACACAGCACAAUCAUCAGCAACCAAACCUACGAUGCUGCAAAAACGGUAGCAGUCGCUGAUGACUUGGAGGAGACACCGCGGCGCUCUUCCGUUCAGCAGGCGCGUCGCAAAUCCUCCAAGUCAAUAAAAUAUCACGAAGUUACGUUUAGUGGUAGUGUCGGUGGCGGCGAAAGCGAUGAUAACGAACAUGAAACACCGCAUACUACGCGACGCAGUUCGUCGCACCACAAACCGCAUCAUCAGCUACACCAGCAGCACCAUCAUCACCACCAACAACAACAGCAACAACAACGCCAACAACAUUUGUUGCAACAUCAACAAACUCUAAGCGCCGCAUCACGUCCCACCUCACCGGAUAGUCAUAGCUCUGCGUCACACUAUCGUUCGCUCAGCAGCGGUCAUAGUGGGCGCACGAGAAACUCCACCGAUUACGAAACUGCCAGCAGUGAGUUGUACAAUAGCGCCAAGUCGCAUGUGGAUGCAACGGCGGAAGGUGCGGAUGACGGUGAUAUUGGUGGCGGUGGUGUUAGUGGCACGAAUGGCCAAGUGCAUAGUUCCAUCGCCAUCGUCACACGCAGCAUUGCUGGCGGACGACGUUUUCCACCGCGACGCGCCGCUACAGUUGCCACCGAUACGCUGGGCACUGACGACGAAGGCGCCGGCACUGAUGCGCACUAUGAAGACGCCGAAGAGGCGGCCGAUGAUGAUCGCGAUCCGGAUUCGUAUGAUCGUGAAACAGAGGAGUUCUAUAGUAAUAUACAGGAUGCUGUGGGUCCGCCGGGUACGCGCAGUAAACGCUCAUCACUUUUCUCGCGCUCCGAUUCUUCGGCUACGACGACUUCAUCGAGCGGCGGUGGCACUUUCAUGGGCGGUAAGCGACGUUCGACCGCAUCGAUUAUUUCGUCGUCCAUGUGCUCCGACGUUAUACCAAUCGAUCGGCGCAGCUCAACGGCCACCGAGUAUAGUGUACGUUCGGCGUCGGGUCAACGGCGCUCGAGUGGGCGUAUACGCCGUUACAUAUCACGCAUGACGAUAGCGGGCGCGCGACGACGCACAACUGGCAGCUUCGAUGUAGAAAAUGGCCAAGGCGCAAGAUCUCCGCUUGAAGGCGGCUCACCGAGCGCUGGUUUGGUAUUACAAAAUCUUCCACAACGUCGCGAAUCGUUCUUGUAUCGUUCGGAUUCGGACUUUGAAAUGUCACCGAAGUCGAUGUCUAGAAAUUCAAGCAUUGCAAGCGAAAGGUUUAAAGAGCAGGAGGCCUCUAUCCUGAUUGACCGAUCCCAUGGCGAGGAUCUUAUUGUAACACCAUUUGCCCAAAUUUUGGCCAGCUUACGCUCAGUGCGCAAUAAUCUUUUAAGUCUGACAAAUGUGCAAGCAUCUAAUAAAUCCAGGCGCCCAACACAAUCGUCCAGCGUGGGACGUGCAGCAGCCGCUGCCGGCGUUCAAUUGGUUCAGGGCGAUGAAUCCUACACCCGCUUGGCCACAGACACAAUCGAGGAGUUGGACUGGUGUUUGGAUCAGCUGGAGACCAUACAGACACAUCGCAGUGUAUCGGACAUGGCAUCGCUCAAGUUCAAGCGUAUGCUCAAUAAAGAAUUAUCACACUUCAGCGAGUCGAGCAGAUCUGGCAAUCAAAUAUCAGAAUAUAUUUGUUCAACAUUUUUGGACAAACAACAAGAGUUGGAUUUACCCUCGAUGCGCGGCGACGACAACCCCGACCAACUCAGCAUGCUUACCCAGCAUCAGCGUUGCCGUUCGCCACGUGGUGGUCCGCCCAUGUCACAAAUAUCGGGCGUGAAACGACCACUCUCCCAUACGAACUCAUUCACCGGCGAACGACUGCCCACAUUCGGUGUGGAAACGGUGCACGAAAAUGCGCUCGGCACACUGCUCGGCGACAUCGAUACGUGGGGCAUUGACAUAUUCAAGCUUGGCGAUCUGAGUGCCAAUCGUCCGCUCACCUGUGUGGCAUACACCAUAUUUCAGAGUAGGGAAUUACUGACCAGUCUUAUGAUACCACCGAAAACUUUUAUUAAUUUUAUGACUACUCUGGAGGAUCAUUAUGUUAAAGACAAUCCGUUUCACAAUUCACUACAUGCGGCCGAUGUGACACAAAGUACAAAUGUACUGCUCAAUACACCAGCGCUGGAGGGCGUAUUCACAUCGUUAGAAGUGGGCGGAGCAUUGUUUGCUGCUUGUAUACACGAUGUUGAUCAUCCUGGUUUAACAAAUCAAUUUUUAGUUAAUUCAAGUUCCGAAUUAGCCUUAAUGUAUAAUGACGAAUCUGUUUUGGAAAAUCAUCAUUUAGCAGUUGCCUUUAAAUUAUUACAAAAUCAAGGAUGUGAUAUAUUCUGUAAUAUGCAAAAGAAACAACGCCAAACAUUAAGGAAGAUGGUUAUCGAUAUUGUUCUAUCAACGGACAUGUCUAAACACAUGAGCCUACUGGCCGAUUUAAAGACUAUGGUCGAGACGAAGAAGGUCGCCGGUUCCGGUGUGCUAUUGCUGGACAACUACACCGAUCGUAUACAGGUGCUCGAAAAUCUGGUACAUUGUGCCGAUUUGAGUAAUCCAACUAAACCGUUGCCAUUGUACAAACGCUGGGUCAGCCUACUCAUGGAGGAGUUCUUUUUGCAGGGCGAUAAAGAACGUGAAUCGGGCAUGGAUAUUAGUCCCAUGUGCGAUCGUCAUAAUUCAACAAUCGAAAAAUCGCAGGUCGGAUUUAUCGAUUAUAUUGUGCAUCCAUUGUGGGAGACAUGGGCCGAUCUGGUGCAUCCAGACGCACAGGAUAUACUUGAUACGCUUGAAGAGAAUAGAGACUAUUAUCAGAGCAUGAUACCACCAUCACCACCACCAUCGACGGCUGACGAUCAACCCUCCGACGAUAAGAUACGAUUUCAAGUGACACUUGAAGAAUCCGAUCAAGAGAAUUUAGCCGAACUGGAAGAAUGUGAUGAAAGUGAACACAAUAAGACGGAAGUAGCUGAGACGACGACGGCCAUGGGAGAGCAUAAACCGUCGGGGAGUGAAAAUCAAAGUCAUCACGGUGGAAUGUGACGGAGAGUAGCGGGACUAUGUAAGAAAAUCACCGAAAAGGCGCAAAAUUUUUUGCUAAUACGUUAGUUGCAACAACAACUACAAACAGCUAGUGAAAUAGACAAGAACAACAACAACUAAAAUGCCAAAAAAAAAACUACAACAAAAAAAUCAAAAAAAUAAUAAUUUACAAAAAUGCAAUUUUUUUGCAACAAAAAAAUAAAUAUUCAAAAAACUCACUCAACAAAAAACAAAAUAAAAUAGAAGAAAAGAAUGUUAACACUAAGGACAAAAUGUUUAAGGAAGGCAUGAAGAAUGGUGAAGAAAUUAUACAUAUACAAUAUAUAGAAAUUUCAUGGUGGCAUAACCAAGACAAAGAAGAAGAAUAGUUAGAAAAAGAAGAAAAACAAAAACAAGCAAAAAACAGAUAUGUAAAAGUAAAAAGCAAAGAGUCGUAAUAAGAAGAAGAAAAGGAAAGCAUAAUUUUACUUUAAACCUGAAAAAUUGCCAAGAAAACAUAGAAAGGAAAGAAAAACACACACACGCAUACAUACAUAUGUACAUACAUAAAUACAAACAAAUUCAGCACAAAUGUAUAACAACCAAUGAAACUACCACAAAGACAGGAAUGCAUGCAUACUUACAGAUACAAACAUAAACCUAAAUAUUUUUUUAACUAAUUUUUUAAGUUGAAAAAUCCAUUGCAGCAGAAUUUAUUUCAUUCAUUUACAAUCAAUCAAGCCAAACAUCUCAAUUGCAGUAUAGACAAAAUGGCAGCAACUUUCGUGCAGAUAUGACAGGCACAUGCCAUUAUGGCGACGGCAGACAAAGCAAUUAAACUACAUAAAUGUAAUAAACAACAACAAAAAGACGAAACGCAAGGUUGUAAUAGAAAACUUAAAUUUUUUUCAUGCUAAAAAUGGAAAAUUGUAAAACGUAGUGACGACUGGAAGCAGCCCUAAUAGCAAGCACUCUCCAACAGAACGCAUACCUUGUUUGACCUUCAAUUUCGAAUCCUUAAAACGCAACUACGCUUAAUAGUAACAUACAUAUGUAGAGAGAAUUAACAACAAAAUGAUUGCACAAUAAUAUUGAAAAGAAAAAAUGGCUGAAGUUUGGCAAAAAUUUGACUUGACUACAAAAAUUAAUGCUGACUACAUACAUACAUACGUAUUUUCAAAUGACUUGACGCAAGCCUAAAUAAUAUUGGCAAUAUUAUAAACUUAACGAUAGAUUUAAACGCGUAAAAAUGAACGAUUUGUUUAAAAAAAAAAAACUAUUUUAUGCUGCUCAAUAAGUUUUGAAUGAAUGAAAAGCUGCGUUGCGAAAGGAUUACGACAUCGAGAGACGUGAAACAAAAAAUUCAAAUACACUUUUAUAAAAUAAAUUUGAUAAACAAUUUUUAUUUUUAUUUUUUUAAGAAUGCAUUUUAGAAAAUUUAAAACUAUUAUUUAUUAAAUUUAUGAAAUCUUUAUACAUAUACUACCUACAUUGUGGUUUGCAUGUACACAAUUGUCAUUAGUAAGUUUUAAAAUUGUAAAAUUCAAUUCUUUUUUGUACCAAUUAUAUUUAUUUUAACACGCUGAAAUAAUGGAAAAUAGAAAUUGCAAAUUGAAACAUGAAAAAUGAAAGAAAAAAUCAAGAAAUACAGGAUACUGAGAAAACUAUCUAUAUGUACUCCUUUUUUAAGUACUGACAAUGUCGAGAAAUUUUAAAAUUUUCAGGACAAAAAUGCAAGCAACUUAAGUGCUUUGGCUUUGUAAAAUCAAAACAAAUUUAAAAAAGGCAAAGGUUAUUAAAAUACUACAAAUUUUUGAAACUUUGUUCAGUCUAUAAAUACUUCCUUAAAUCCUUCGUUAAGUAAUUUUCUUUAUGGAAAAAUCGCUUUUCUUCCAUUCUGGCUUAGCACUUCUGUUGAUGAAAUACACCUGCACAUUUUAAGCUUUGCAUUUGUAAUGUAUAGCUUUUGUAGAAUUUUCAAACGCGGUUGUACGUUACAAAUUUACAGAAAAAAAAACAAUAACAAGAGGUUUUUGAAAUCUGAUUUUUUUUGCACUAUUAAAGCUCAGGGCCGUUCAAUUCUUAAAGUUUUAAUAACUAUAACUAAUAUCAACAAGUUUAAACUCAAUUUUAAAAUUAUAAACAUCAAAAGCUCUUUUGUAAAUUAAAAGCUUUUCGAAAAAAUUUAAUAAACCCUUUUCGAAAGCGGAAAUUUUUCGCACUAUUAAAAUGUCCGCCUCUGAAUUUUUAAGGUUUUUAAAAUGGUAAUAAGUUUCACAUAAUUUAAGCUUAAUUUUGAGCUUUUAUAGAGUUUUCAGAAUUAUAAAAGGAUUGCAGUGACUGUUAACCUAGUCUUUGUUUAAGUUAGUUAAAUGUGAAGUCUGUGUAAAACUCCAAGUCCCUCCUCUUUGUAUGACAACAUCAAAGUGCACACCACAAAUCGGAGGAGAAGUUCGGCCAAGUACUAUCAAUGCAUGUAUGUAUGCGCCGAAUACGUAUUUGUUUUAAUUAAAAUAUAAAGUCCGAAAAGCUGUUUCGUAGCUCGAAAGUUUUCAAAAAAUGUUAAAAUAUACAUAUUAGUUUUUGAAAAGCCCUCCUAAGAAUUUAUAAUUUAAUUUCAGAAAUUACUUGCUCGUAUAUUAAAGCUCCCAAAAAGUUAAUGCUAAAAAAAUGCCAGAAUAUUUCGCUUUUAUAAACACAGGUUUUGAGAAAAUGUAAAAUGCCGCAGGCCUACACAUAAAAUAGAGAGCUUUUAUUCUGUGCAAGAAAGUGCAUCACUGAUAAUUGCAUAGACCAGUGUUGGCCAGCGAAAGCUUUUAUUUUGUGUCAGUCUAAUGGAAAUUAUACAGAGAACUUUUAAAAGGCUUGGCACGCGGGCCUUUGAAGUGGUACACUGUCGAACGAUUUGCGGAAUUCUCAGCAGUAGAACUUACACCGAAAAGCUGAGUAGAUCGGUAAAUUUGGAGUAAUUUCGAAGUUUAAAUUUUAUGAGAGUUUUAAAACUAAGAAGCCUACUUCAUAUAUACUUACCUAAAUGGAUACACGUGCAGAGCUUUUAUAUGCUUGUAUGCUUGCCAAAUAUUUUAAGAGGGACACGCUGCAAAAGCUUUCACUGGUCAUUUAAUAUUGGACGGAAAGAGCUUUCAUAACAUGUCCGUCCGUAUCAGUCACCAGUAAAACACAACCCGCGAGCUAAACUUUUUAAAGCUUUCUAUAGAUGUUGUUUUGGGAAGCGCAUGAAUAAAAAGUUUAUUUUCUACUUAGGAAAACACGAUAAGAAUUUUUUCUGGUCAUAUAUAUAGCAUUGGACAGAGAGUGCAUUUACCAAAACUUUUUGUAGACUUUUUAACGAAACGCACAUAGCAAAAGCUCUCUCUGGUCGUCUCAGGUCUACAUAAGAUCUAUCUAAAUUCUAGUACAUGCAGUGACCAGCUCUGAAAUAUCACUCCUAACGUCAGGAAGCAAUAUAAAAAGUUUUUUUUUUGUUGUAUUGAAAGCAGCGCAAAAUGGAGGAUCAUGUGUUAAGCUAAUGUUGUCAAAAUAACCCCCAUAACUUAUCCACACAAAUACAAAUACAUACACCCACACAAAAUCCUGAAACACUAGCUGUUAAAGAAUUGAAAACAAGAAGAAUAAAUUCAAAAAGAAUAAAAUUGCAAAAAAUGCAAAAAUGUGUGAAACAUAAACUUUACAGUUUUCCGUUUAGAAGCAAAAGCAAGACUAAAAGUCGCAUAGUGUUGAACUCGAAUUUACUAAGAAACGGGAAAGCUAAUGAUUUUUUAAGAAAAUAAAAAUUCAAAUUUACUAAGAAGAUGCGAAUAACAAAAAAAAAGGGAAAAGUGAACCCUACAGAAAUAAGGUAGCUAAAUGUGUAACUUAGAGGUUAUAAAUAAUAGCAGAUAUAAAAAAAUUUUAAUUAUUUAUAAAAAAAAACCAAUAAAUUUAAUAAAUAAACCCUGAGCAAGGCUAAUUAUUUAGUAAAUGUAAAAACAUUGUAAUAUAAAACUUAAAAAAUUAAUGGAACAGACAAAAAGUGUGAAAAAUCAAUUUAAAAAACAAAAACUGUGAGUGAAAUAAACACACUACGAGUGACAAGGAAAAAAAUAAUAAAUAAUUGAUUGCGUACGAACAUUUUGAAAGUAUAAUGUUUACAAAGAAAUCGCAAGCCUACACAUAGGCUGUGCGACAUGCGACGUGCUGGGAGAAAUUUAAAAUUGGCAUAGUAUGCCUGCAUGCUUUACUAGCGCAUACUUUUAGGCGCCCAUGCAAUUUCUUUGUGUUCGGCGCGUAAUCGAAAAUGGAAAAAAGAAACACCCACCUGCUAGGCGGUGUGUUGAAUUUGUAGCUUCCACACUUCCUUUCCACCUCAAAAACAUAAGUCUUCGCAUAUAUUUUUAAGUUGUAAGUUUUGAUUGCUACUAUGUGCUCAUCGUGUGUGUAGUAAAAAAUCAAAAGAGGAUAACUAUAAAAAGUAUUUCGAUGUGCAGAGAGUAAAGAUUUUAGUUUUAAAUCAAACUUGGCCGAAGAGUGCUUGUAAAUGAUGGAGUCGAAAUAAGUUUUUGCUAAUUUUACUAAAUUUAGCUGUGUAAAUUUUUUUACAAUAUUGUGCUUUGCGACUAAUAAAAAUAACGAAUUAUAGUUUAUCUUUUUUAAUUUCGUAUAAUAUUUUUUAACGCGUAAUUUUAUUAAAGCAAUUUAAAAAAAAAAAAGUUGACAAUAGUAAAUGUCCAAAAUGCGAAAAGUAUAUAAUUUUUUAACACUGUAUGCAUACAUUUGUGCAGUAAUAUUAUUGAACGGCCAAUAGGAAACGCGCGCAAAAUUAUACCCUCUGAAGGAAAUAAUACAAAUUGUGAAAAGUGCAGAGGAAUAUAGCAAAAAUCGAAAGAAAGUCGAUUUCGAAAGUAAUAGGCAGCACUUUUAGUUUUGUAAUUUCGCUUUUUUACCGUUAAUUGCAAGCGUCAUGGCUCGCACACAAAAUGCAACACUGCGCCGGUACAGUAAGAUGUACUGUUGCAUUUUGUUUGAUGGCGCCGCUUGAAAGCAACUAUGUUUUAAGCUAAAUUAACUCUUCUUUAUUCUUCGCCCACAUUUUUUAUUUUGCGUUGAUAAGCGUGUAAGUGCGCGUAUUUAUAAAAAAAAAAAACAAAUAUAUUAACGCUUUUAUGGUUCUUUGUCAUAUUAACACGUAAUUUUAAUUUUAAUUGUUUAAAUUUUAAUUUUUGUUGACAGGGCAGGAUCCCGCUCUUUAAUAUAUGUAUGUAUAUGUAUAAAUAAACAAAAAAUGAUUUGUUAAAAAUCGCAUAGAAUUAAAAUAAAUGAUUUGCUUGUUUAUAAACGCUUUGCGCGAGUUGUUUUAUCAAAUAUUUAUGUUUUAAAAAUUGAGUGAUCUAAGAAAUUUAUUUUGCUGUAGACAGCAAUAUGCCAACUUGCAAACGAAAAAAAAAAA